ACCAUUACACAAGCCAACAAUGGCGUCUUCAUCUGAUCACCACCACGGCGAACGACCCAAACCAGAUGAAGAUGAACAUCAACCAAAACCAAAUUCCCCUCCGGAUGGAAAUCACAACUCUGCCUCGCCGCCGCCGCCUCCAUCAGCCGGACACCAGGAUGCCACCAUCCCCAAUAACUACCGCCACCAGCCCCAGCCCGGCUACCCUCCUCCCGUGAUGGGCUACCCCACGCCCUACCCUCCUCCCCAAAACAUCAACGGAGGCUAUCCUUACGGCGCACCCCCACCGCCCGGUGGAUACUACCCCGCAAACAACCCCCAUUACUACAGUUCCCAGGCACCCCCAAGCCCCUCCUCGGGCUUCCUACGCGGGAUCCUCGCAGGCCUCAUUUUUCUCGUGGUGGCGUCGUGCACCAUUACCGUCAUCACGUACGUCGUCCUCCGCCCCCAGAUUCCCGAGUUCCACGUUACCGCCUUCUCCGUCAACAACUUCAACAUCUCCAACUCGGUCCUGAUGGGCAGCUGGGACGCCAAUGUCACAGUGGACAACAAGAACGAGAAGCUCAAGGCCUACUUCGAACGGAUCCAGAGCUACGUCUACUACCAGGACCCAAGGAGCUAUCUCAGCUGGAGCACAGAGCCGGCGUUUUCCCUGGAGACUAAGACGAGCGGCGUCAUCAACGUGAAGAUGUCGAUGAUAGACGGGGAGCAGCCAACGUCCUCUGAACUGGAGGAGAUGAAUGAGGAGCGGCGGAAAGGGACGGUGAUUUUCGCGCUGGGGUUUGGGUUGGUGGGGACGUUCAAGUCCGGGUGGUGGACGAGCCACUACGGCAUGCGGGUUUACUGCCACGAGUUGGCGGUCGGGUUUGCCGGGGCGUCGGGAACGGGGAUCUUGAGGGACCCAAACCCUAGGCAGUGCACGGUGUACGUGUGA
Messenger RNA from Rhodamnia argentea, 934 nucleotides. RefSeq names its product NDR1/HIN1-like protein 10. The coding region runs from base 20 to 934 and encodes 304 amino acids. Gene Ontology annotation, cellular component: plasma membrane. Lineage: Eukaryota; Viridiplantae; Streptophyta; Magnoliopsida; Myrtales; Myrtaceae. The transcript has a single exon. The record is from RefSeq and is a predicted model, not a curated record.